AUGGCUCCUCAAACAAAAAUAACUUUUCUUAUUAUUGCAAUUUCCUUUUUCCUCACAAUUCCAUCUAAUGCAUUUGAUUAUACAUUAAAAACAUCUCUUUCUCCGUCCUCUCUUCCCACUACUAAAAUUAUUCCUACAAAAACUACUCCUAAACCUCAAAUCUUGGAUGUUAAACAAAAAUUACCUCAAGUUGUACCAAGUGACAAUGUCCCAUCAUUUGUGAAAGCAAGUAUGGUUGGCACAAUGUCCAAGACAAAAGAAUUCAUCCAAAAUGUAAUUGACAAAAAAUUGGCUAUUAGUGCAAAAUUAGACCAUUAUCAUAAGGAUUGUCUUGAGACAUGCAAAGAGGUUUAUGAAGAUGCAAUUGAUGCAAUGAAGAAGGCAACACAAGAUGUCAAACAAGAGAAUUUUUACAAAGCAAAUGUUGAUAUUAGUGCAAUGUAUUCAUUCCUUGAGACUUGUCAUGAUUGUGUUGUUGAGACAAAAGAAAAUGAUGUUGCCUUCCAAAAAUUUGAAAAUUGGGCAAAAGGAAUUGCUAGUGAUUGUCUUGACAAAGUUUCUAAAGAAUACUAUAAAAAUUAA
Messenger RNA from Solanum dulcamara, 582 nucleotides. RefSeq lists its product as uncharacterized. The transcript has a single exon. Gene Ontology annotation, molecular function: enzyme inhibitor activity. The record is from RefSeq and is a predicted model, not a curated record. NCBI's taxonomy places the organism in Eukaryota, Viridiplantae, Streptophyta, Magnoliopsida, Solanales, Solanaceae. Bases 1 to 582 code for a protein of 193 amino acids.